GUGCGCAUCUAUCCCUCCCUCCAUUCAUUUCAUAUCUUUCAUCUUAUAUAUAUAAAGGCCUUGCCUUGUGUAGACCUUUCAUCUUACAAGUUACAACCAACCCCCUGCCUGUCCACAUUCUCGAUUAGGUCUCCAAUGAAAGAACCAGUGCUUGAAGAGAUGGAGAAUGCAGGAGGGUUUGGUAAUGGCUUUCAUGGGAUUCCUGGAAAAGAUGAUUUCGACCCAAGUGCGCCGCCUCCAUUUAAGAUUGCUGAGAUCCGAGCUGCCAUUCCCAAGCAUUGCUGGGUCAAGAAUCCCUGGAUGUCUCUCAGUUAUGCUCUCAGGGAUAUCUUUGUGGUUGUUGCAUUGGUUGCUGCUGCAAUCUACUUCGAUUCUUGGACCCUUUUUCCGCUCUAUUGGGCUGCUCAGGGAACAAUGUUCUGGGCUAUUUUUGUUCUUGGACAUGAUUGUGGCCAUGGAAGCUUUUCCGAUAACCCAGAGCUAAAUAAUGUGGUGGGCCAUAUCUUGCAUUCUGCAAUUCUUGUACCCUACCAUGGAUGGAGAAUUAGCCACAGAACUCAUCACCAGAACCAUGGGAAUGUCGAGAAUGACGAGUCAUGGGUUCCGUUGACUGAGAAGUUAUACAAGAGUUUGAGUUACAGCACCCGAUUGCUGAGAUUCACAGUGCCUUUUCCCCUGUUUGCAUAUCCUUUCUACUUGUGGAGUCGAAGUCCAGGAAAGCAAGGCUCCCACUUCAACCCAUACAGCAAACUGUUCACCCCCAAUGAAAGGAAAGAUGUGAUAACUUCAACCUUGUGCUGGUCUGUAAUGGCUGCUCUACUUAUCUCUCUAUCCUAUGCAAUAGGCCCCAUUCAAAUGCUAAAGCUUUACGGUAUUCCUCACUUGAUUUUUGUAAUGUGGCUGGACCUUGUGACUUAUUUACAUCACCAUGGUUAUGAGCAGAAGCUUCCUUGGUACCGCGGCAAGGAAUGGAGCUAUCUAAGAGGAGGGCUGACAACAGUUGAUCGUGAUUAUGGAAUGUUCAAUAACAUCCACCAUGAUAUUGGCACCCAUGUUAUUCAUCAUCUCUUCCCUCAAAUCCCACACUAUCAUCUAGUGGAAGCGACUAAGGCAGCUAAACCAGUGCUUGGAAAGUACUAUCGUGAGCCAAAGAGAUCUGGGCCUUUUCCAAUUCACUUGAUCAAGAAUCUAGUAAGAAGCAUUGCAGAAGACCACUAUGUCAAUGACAAUGGAGACAUAGUCUAUUACCAGACUGACCCUGAGUUGUAUAAAUCUUCCCUCAGCAAGCCUGACUGAUUCUUGGGGAUGAAGUUUUGGCAGUUGUUUGAUAACCAUAUUUCUAGUUCAGAAUUGGUCCAUUGAUGUCUGUUAUAAGCUAGGGAGACUUCAAUUUGUAUCUUUUAUUUCCAAAAUUAUGAGAUCUAGAUCCUCUUCUUUUCUCCACAAUGGAGAAAAUGAUUGUUAUGUUAUGAUGAACUUUCAAAUAGUUGUAUUUUGAUGAUAAAGCAUACCUUUCUCUAAGCUAAUAUUUGGUAUGAUGUUACUG
Corylus avellana is the source of this 1546-nucleotide messenger RNA. Its product is annotated as omega-3 fatty acid desaturase, endoplasmic reticulum. Gene Ontology annotation, molecular function: oxidoreductase activity, acting on paired donors, with oxidation of a pair of donors resulting in the reduction of molecular oxygen to two molecules of water. NCBI's taxonomy places the organism in Eukaryota, Viridiplantae, Streptophyta, Magnoliopsida, Fagales, Betulaceae. The record is from RefSeq and is a predicted model, not a curated record. Gene Ontology annotation, biological process: lipid metabolic process.